Molecule: messenger RNA, 2007 nt
Organism: Danio aesculapii
Lineage: Eukaryota; Metazoa; Chordata; Actinopteri; Cypriniformes; Danionidae
Gene: lgsn
Product: lengsin, lens protein with glutamine synthetase domain
Exons: 4
Coding region: 1-2007 (668 amino acids)
Biological process (GO): lens morphogenesis in camera-type eye
Cellular component (GO): cytoplasm; membrane
Molecular function (GO): glutamine synthetase activity
Source: RefSeq, a predicted model, not a curated record
AUGCAAGAAUCAGAGGAAUCCAAAGAUAUGGAGACAGUUCCUGACCAGGUGGAUGGAGGAAGUAUGAGUGCAAGAAAGAAGGGUGCAGAUCCAAGAGAGAAGCGUCUUUCCUCCUCUGAAUGGGACAGGAAAGGAACACCUGUAGCCAUAUCGCCAUCAAAAGUACCAAUUUCUGGCCCCACAAACGACCCCAUCCUCAUUUCCAUUGGGCCUCCACAUCAUUGCCCUUCUGUUUCCAGUGAGUCCCAGUACCAGGGUUUCUCUCGAGAGGAAGAUUACAUCAACAGGCAUGGAUGGAGAAGGGAGAAUGUGCAAUAUUACCCGUCAAAUACUGAGGGCGGUGUUCCCAAACAAACCAUGGAUGAACUGAAAAGUGUGUUGCGUGAGAGCUCCCUACUGAGUGCAAAGGGACAAGAUAAAGGAAGGAGCUACCCUCCGGGUCAAAGAGUGGACUGUAAGCCAGACCAGGAACCAUUCAGGAGUUUCAGCACCUUCAAGCCUCUUUCAGAAGCUAGGAGGGCAUCCAGACAAAGAGAAGGAAACUGGGAUUCUAGUGGGUCUUCGAGGACGGAUGGACCUCCAAACAGAUCCUCUGGUGUAAAUUCCCCAACUUUUCAGGCAUCCGAUUGGGGUGAAGUUGGGACAUCACAGUCAGACAAGGAGCGCUCACAGGCACACUCUUUCGCAUCACAAAGCUUUAUUUCUGAUGUCGAGCGCAUAAAACAGCAAAUUGCCCGGGAAAACAUAAGCUUUGUUCGCUUUGAGGCCACUGAUCUUCAUGGCGUGUCCCGAUCCAAGACAGUUCCUGCUCGAUUCUUUCAUGAAAAAGCUGUAUAUGGCAUCCCUAUGCCAAGGAGCUACCUGGAGUUAACCCUAAGCCCCAAAAUCAAUGAAGUUGACCAUGCAAGUGCAGUAAACUUUAGUAGUGAUGUCCUGCUGGUCCCAGAUCUCUCCACAUUCCAAAUCCUUCCCUGGGUGGAUCAGACCGCUCGUCUUAUCUGUGACCCCUGCACCAUCACAGGAGUGCCACUACGAACAUCACCCCGUCUCAUAGCCAAGCUGAUGCUCGGACAGCUCCAGAGCAUGGGAUUCUCUCUGCACUCGUCCUUUACCUACGAGUGCUGUAUCUUCGGGAGCCCUGAACGUGUGGGACCCAAAGCAGUGUUCUUCCCUGCAACUACACUGUUGAGCAACUACGAUCAACCCUUCCUCCAGCAGUUAGUCAAGGGGAUGUACAACAUGGGAGUGGAUGUUGAGAGCUUCUCUUCAGCAAAUGGACCUGGACAGAUGGAAAUUUGCUUCAAGCCCAGGUUUGGAAUGGACGCCGCUGACAGCGCCUUUACCUUUCGCACCGGAAUCAAAGAGAUGGCCAGGAAGUAUGAUUACAUUGCCACCUUUUUCACCUACGAGAACAUCCAGAAUUCAGGAUUACUCUCCCAUAGCCUCUGGGAUGCAAGUGGCAGAAGAAGCCUUUUCCAUUCAGGCAAUGGGGAACUUUCGGAGAUCGGCAGAAAGUGGCUCUCAGGUCUUCUCCAUCAUUCUGCCGCUUUGAGUUGCCUCUUGGCUCCAGGAAUCAGUUGUCGAACCCAGAUUUCCAAAGGCAAGAAAGAUUCCAAGAACCAUGUUUAUGCCACAUGUGGCUGCAAUGACAACAGCUGUGACUUUAAUGUGAAGGUUCACGGUGGACGGGAGACACACAUUGAUAACAAGCUGGCUUCAGCAAUGGCCAACCCUUACAUUGUGUUGGCAGCCACUAUAGCAGCAGGACUGGAUGGGAUCAAGCGUAAUCUCAAUCCAGAACAGGUACUAAGCAGAGCUCCAAAUCAGCAGAAACAGUUUGCCAUCCCUGUUAAACUGGAUGAUGCUUUAACAGCUCUGGCAGAGGACAGUGUGAUUUGUGGUGCACUAGGAGAGCCUUUCGUGCAGUAUUUUAUUGCCAUGAAGCGUGUAGAGAUGGAGAGCCAAGAGGAUGCUGACAGAAAUGAGGGACUUGAGUAUUUCAUUUAA